UUUGUGUCAGGCAGAGCUCCUUGUAUGAAAUUUACAGAUUCCCAGAGUUGGAAGGGACUUUGCAAGUCAUCUAGUCCAACCCCCCACUUGCCCAAGCAGGAGACCCUACAUCUGCCUGUACCUAGGAUUGAACUCACAACCUCCUGAUUGUGAGGCAAGAGCUCCACCUCUAGGCCAAAUCAGCUUGUUUUGCCUGGGAUUUGAGGUGCUACAGUCAAGGAACUUCUUGUGGCGUGUGCCCUCUGUCCUUCUCUUUCCCGGAUAGCUCAGCAUGAUGGAAAUGGGUUCUCUGAGUGCGAGACUCUUGACAGGCAGAGCUGCAUGUGAUGGGAAAUGAGAGGAACGUUUGAUUAUUUGCAAGAAGUGCUACAUAUCCCACUUAAGGCCGUGUAGGAAUGUGAUCCAGUCCUCUCUAAGGAGUCUGGGGAUUUGGGGGCAGAGAUCAACUGCACUUUGCCUUGAUCCCUCUGAGAAUGACUCCUGAUAGAAAAACAAGCAUUUAUAUGCACCAAACGGCCUGGUUGGGGAAUUCUACGUGUGGAUGUCUAUCCAGCUGAAAAGUCUCCAAGUUUAGAAAAAAACAACAACCACUUGUUUUUUUUACAGGAUCUGCCCCAGUAUUUGCAAAGAACGAAAAAGUUUCUUUUUCCUGUAAAUCAGCUGCUUUAAAUCCUGACCCCUGUAGGAAGUUCGGAUUUGGUGGGCAGGAUUUCAGUCAUGCAAAAAUGGGAGGAACGUUUUAGGAGCUUAAGGGUAUAUCAGAGAGGUGCAGUCCUUUUGACCUGUGGAGUCUGGCUGUUUUUGCAAAGAGAUCCACCCCAGCCUGCUUAGAGACCUUUGAGAAUUACUUCUUUGAAAGAAGCAAAUAACCAGCGCAGAACAAAAAGCAACUAUGGGCAAUAUAUUUCUAAUAGACGAUGUAAGAACAGAAUUUGAAGAUUUAAAGAGUGAUUUGAAUCGAGGAAAAAUCCCCGAAGCAGCAGCUGAAUACCGAGGAUAUGUAAAUGAAAUGCAAAACCUGCCACUCAAUAUUGCAGUUGUUGGAAAGGCAGGUGCUGGGAAAUCCUCCUUCAUUAAUGCCUUCUGGGGCAUAAAUGAUGAUGAUGAUGAUGAAGCAGCCGAGGUCUGGACAGUAGAGGAAACCAAAGUACCCAAGGCACAUCCCCACCCCUCUUUUCCCAACAUAACGAUAUGGGAGCUACCAGAGAUCAGAGAGCGUAAUUCUAAGGCAGCUGAAUAUUUUAAGAAGGUCCAGUUUGAAAGAUACGAUGUCUUUAUUAUGCUUGUCACCGACCGCUUUACUGAAAAUGAUGCUUUCCUGGCAAAGGAAAUACAAAGAAUGAGGAAGAAGUUUUAUUAUGUGCGUUCUAAAAUAGAUCUCAGUAUCGAAAGUGAAAAGAGGAAAAGGAAUUUCAAGAUGGAGAAAACCCUGGAGACCAUCAGGAAUUAUUGUGAAGAUAAUUUGAAAGAGUCAGCUGAGCUCCCUGAGAAGGUAUUUCUGGUAUCCAACCUGCAUGUACAUAUGUAUGAAUUCCCUCUCCUGAGAGACAAAAUGGCCGCCGAACUUCCUGAUUACAAGAAACACAUUUUAACUCUGGCUGGGCAGGUUUUGUCAGAGAAUAAUUUGAUGGACAAAAAGAUUAAAAUGAAACCAUACAUAAAGAAGUUAGCGUUGGUAUCUUGCGUUUGUGGAGCAGUUCCUGUUGUGGGUGUCUCUCUACCUUGUGAUAUUGGAGUCCUGAUGGUUGCACUGAAAUGUUUCCGGAAGGUGUUUGCCUUAGACCAGAGCUCCCUCCGCUUUCUGGCACUUCAGACGGGAAAAGGCUUUGAAGAGCUGAGAUUGGGGAUCCAGGAAAGGCCAUUAGUCAGUACCGUCAAUGCACAGUUGGUACUUUCUCUCCUGAUGAAGUCUGCUCUCUGGAUGAUGCCAUCGUCUGUGAAAUACCUGUGGAUGGUGUUUGGUGGAGUGAGUUCAUUUGCUUUUACGUAUUAUUUCCUGAACAAAUUUCUUGACAAUGCAGUGGAGGACGCCCAAAAAGUUCGAGCAAAGCUUCUUGACUGAUGAAAAUCCCAGUGAAAGAUCCAAGGAGCCAUCCAGCCCCCUUUGAAGGAGAGCAUUUCUUCCAAAUGAGAACAGGGGAGAAGAAAAUAAUAAUAUAUUUCAAUGUCUACUAAGAAUCCUUUUUUUCCAAUCACCUGCUUUUUUCCUGCUUUUUAAAAAAUUAUUCUCCAGCUGAAGUAUGUGCUUGAUCUCCCUAAGAGGAAAUAAGUAUCUCUGUCAAUAGAUGGUUUUAGGGGAAAUUGCAAACUAAAUGCUUCUCUCUAUUGUUUCAGGUAAUGGUUUUCUUUUCCUGAUUUUCUUUCUUUCUUUCUUUCUUUCUUUCUUUCUUUCUUUCUUUCUUUCUUUCUUCCUUCCUUCCUUCCUUCCUUCCUUCCUUCCUUCCUUCCUCCCUCCCUCCCUCCCUCCCUCCCUCCCUCCCUCCCUCCCUCCCUCCCUCCCUCUCUCUCUUUCUUUCUUUCUUUCUUUCUUUCUUUCUUUCUUUCUUUCUAGUUUAACAAUUAUAAAUAAAAUGGUGAUUUUGCUCUUAAACUCAACAAUUCACUAACUGUUUUUAAGUCUACAUCUUCAAGUUGCCAAGGUUGAAAAACACUUUCCUGGUCACUCACAACUCUGGCUUUAUUCAGUUGAAAUGAAGUGCUCUGAAGAACGGAAGAAGACACCUAAAAAACAAAAACAGGUUUGGGUUAAAAGUGGAAAACACGGGACAGGAAUGGAGGGGUGUGUAGAAGGAUGAACUGCCAGAAGAGAAGAGAAGCGUCCUGUACAAAUGACAAGGGCGGAGUUUAUUUUUCCUUGGUCUCACUGCUGGCUAGAGAAUUACAGAGGAAAAAAGACAACCCCCCCUUCAAAUGGCUUCCAAUUCAUCAUGUGGGCUUUGCCGGCAUACAGUAUAAAAGAAGUCAGAGCAGGAGAGGGAGAUACAGUGAUGGUGUAUUUUGUAGGUUUGGCAGGAAGCAUUCAUGGAAUGAAAGACCCUGGAGGAGAUGUGGGCCAGAGGAAUAGCAGCUGGAGGGGCCCAGGACCAGACCAUCCACACAGGCAAUGUAGAAACCAAAUAUUCACCCCAGAGACUGAAGGAAGAUUUCAAUUUGGGUUUAUUUUUCUACAGCUGCAGGGUUGGUCUCUGUCCUCCAAGCAUGCGCAGAGUUCCAGUCCUUUAAUUGUAUAUCAAACAUUUAGAAAUCUUAACUAUAAUAGCAGAAGCAGACAGAUUUUUAUAAAAACCUCAUGAACCGGGAGUAUAAUGUACACAGACGAUGGCAUUUAAUUUCGUUGUAUGAGGUGCAAUGACAAUAAACUAAACUAUAUGCUUAUA
Molecule: messenger RNA, 3377 nt
Organism: Ahaetulla prasina
Lineage: Eukaryota; Metazoa; Chordata; Lepidosauria; Squamata; Colubridae
Product: interferon-gamma-inducible GTPase 10-like
Exons: 2
Coding region: 893-2062 (389 amino acids)
Cellular component (GO): membrane
Molecular function (GO): GTPase activity; GTP binding
Source: RefSeq, a predicted model, not a curated record